CUACAAUAGAAUGGACAAUUUGUGGUUCCAUUUCCUAUUUGUCUUUCUACAGAUACCAUUAAUAUAUUGCAUAAGCGGAUCAGACGAAAUCUCUUCUUUUGCAACAGAUCAUUCAAUCUGUCAUCAUGCAAGGUGCAACAUCUACCGGUCUCAGACUCUUAGGACGAAGCUGCUUGUUUCAGGCUGCCUCCAAGCCCAAGAAUAGACUCUGGAGGAUGCUCCCUCAGAGCACUGCCUCCACCAGCUGCACUGAGUGUGUAACAUGCAGGCAUUUGCUCCACACCUGUACCAGAGGGAUGGCCAGCAAACAAACCACCACAUUCCCACGGCCAACUUCUGUCUCCCAGUCUCCAUACCCUCAGCACGUUCUGCUGAGAGAAGCAAGCAGCAAGGCAGACAAGGCCCCUAAACGUGGAAGGAAGGGGCCCAUAACUUGGAAAUCCUUAGCAGUGGUUGCUGGUAUUGGCGGUGCAGCUUUGUACGCCUUCAAGUCUGCUAAGGAGAAGAAAGAUUUGCAAAUCCAGGCCGAGAGGAACAAAGCUGUUGGCAAGGCCGCUAUAGGAGGACCGUUUGAUUUGAUAGACACCUCUGGAAAGCGGAAGACAAACAAGGAUUACCUCGGGCAAUGGGUUCUCCUGUAUUUUGGCUUCACCCAUUGUCCAGACAUCUGUCCAGAUGAGCUGGAGAAGAUGAUUCUAGCGGUCAACAAAGUCAAUAGUAGCCCAAACUGUGACAAGGUCGUUCCAGUAUUCAUCUCCAUUGACCCGGAAAGAGAUGAUGUGGAAACCAUGGCAGCGUAUGUCAAAGAAUUCGACCCCAACCUAGUUGGACUGACAGGAUCUAAGGAGAAUAUUGAUGAAGUAUCAAGAAACUUCAGAGUAUACUACAGCAUGGGACCAAAGGAUGAAGACAAUGACUACAUUGUUGAUCACACAAUCAUCAUGUACCUGUUAGGACCGGAUGGAAGCUUCAUUGACUACUACGGACAGAACAAGACAGAUGAGCAGGUGGCCGGUGGAAUCGCAGCGCAGAUGAGAAAAUUCAAACGAAUACAAGCUGGAAAAUAACGCUAGAGAAAGACUUCAAAAUCUUAACAUUCUUAAAUGUCUAUUUCUUUUUUACGCUACUUUUAUUUAUAAAUUAUUUAGUUUUGUAGUAAGUUUGAGAAUAACUUAAAGGUACUAUGUCCUAUUUGCAGGCCAAAACAAUGAAAAGGUUAAAUUCCAACAGCAUUUGAAAGACAAUACUAAUUUAGAACUUCCCUACAAAAAAGGGGGCUUGAAAAUGUCUUUAAGUGGCAAAAUAACGACUAUUAGUUGCCAAAUCAACUUAAAAGCUAUAGAGCCAGCAAUGUUUGAAUAUUUUGAAAGUCCAUCAAAUCUGAGAAGCAUAGCAAAGGUAGUACCAAUUUUUAUCUAAAGAUUGAGGAGCCUUCAGUUUGUCAUUUUAUUUGAUAAUGUCAAAACCUAAUGCCUGCUCCUUUCUUUUCUAGCUAAGGGUAAUAACCAAAUCAUGCUGAUGAUUGCACAUCAAUGGAAAGAUUAAUUUGUUUACAACUUUUUAGCCACUCAAUGAAUUUGAUUGUAAGGCUCUUGCUUGCUUUUAAGCUGUACUUCGUUCAUAUAAUGUGUGUUUGCUUUUCUCUGAAGGAAACAUGUCCUGUACCCCAGAUUGUUAUUGUGACACUGGUAUACGCAGUACAUUUAUUUGAGAAAGAGAUAGUUUAGGCAAUUUUUGAGUUCAUAGCAAAUGAAGAGUAUUUAAUGACAAAAGCACUCUAUCAUGACUUGUAAUAAACAAAUCAACUCCUUGAUUCUAGAAUUUUUAAAAUCAUUUUUCUCAGUGUUCAAAUUUAGUUAGAAUUUCUCAAAGUCUGUUUCUAGGAUUAUGUUUUGAUGCAACAAUUAUGUGAUUCACAUUGAAAUCAAGAUUAAUGCCCUUCCCAAUCCAAUGUGCAAACUUGUUUUAUCAUGACCAAUGUACCUCUAUGUAAUAAACAUCUAUCUUUGACAGAGAAAUGACAAGAUCAUCUGUAUUCACAUAGCAAUCAGCUUUGUUGUUCAUGUUUUUUUUCUUCAAUUUUUAGUUGAACAGAAUUGUUGUCCUCAUUCGUAACCUAGCUUAUUCAAUGUUUAUCUCUUUGUUAUGCAAUCUUUUCUUUUAUGAUUUAAAACAAAAAUCAUGUAAACAUUUCUUUAUUUGAUAAACAAAAAUCUUUUUGAAAUGAUUAAAAUGAAUAUUGAACUUUAAUCUAUGCACUGAAAUGUCUACUGUUUUUUUUAAUUUUUAAAUUCUUUUACAAUUUUGUGUUACUAUUUAAUUGUACAAGUAAUGAUUUUCUGUAUGAUAGUCUUAGGAAUCAUGUUUAGAUUAUAUUUGUAAACAAAUUCUGGACUUAGCCUGAGUUUUGCUCUGUAUGAUAUCAAUUUGUUAGUUAGGGUUGUUGAAUGAAAAAGUUUCCUCCAAGUGGUUAAAGAAGAAUUGUAAACAAAAUCUGUAUUGUGUUUCAUAAUACUACUUGCCACCAAGAAUGUGUAGGCCUACAUCUUUAUAAAAUGUUUGAUCAUUGAUAGUGAAAAAUUGGCCAAAGCUCUACCAGGUUUUCAAAAAAGUAUUGAAUAAACAUCCGAAUCAUUGCAUGGAAA
This is a messenger RNA of Strongylocentrotus purpuratus (purple sea urchin), 2645 nucleotides long. RefSeq names its product protein SCO1 homolog, mitochondrial (gene sco1). The transcript is spliced from 8 exons. NCBI's taxonomy places the organism in Eukaryota, Metazoa, Echinodermata, Echinoidea, Camarodonta, Strongylocentrotidae. Gene Ontology annotation, cellular component: mitochondrial inner membrane. The record is from RefSeq and is a predicted model, not a curated record. Gene Ontology annotation, molecular function: copper ion binding; copper chaperone activity. Bases 126 to 1067 code for a protein of 313 amino acids. Gene Ontology annotation, biological process: intracellular copper ion homeostasis; mitochondrial respiratory chain complex IV assembly.